This is a messenger RNA of Microdochium trichocladiopsis, 414 nucleotides long. RefSeq lists its product as uncharacterized. NCBI's taxonomy places the organism in Eukaryota, Fungi, Ascomycota, Sordariomycetes, Xylariales, Microdochiaceae. The transcript has a single exon. The annotation marks the transcript as partial. The record is from RefSeq and is a predicted model, not a curated record.
CUGAAGUUGACCAACUUCGCUGGCCAGACAGUGCCCCCUUAUGCCAUCCUGUCGCACAGAUGGACAGGCGAGGAGAUUCUGUUCGAGGAUACUAUUUGGAACGAAUUCGACAAGACCUCAGCUGGAUGGCGAAAGAUCGAAUUCUGCGCCAAGCAGGCGGCAUUGGAUGGCCUAAAGUACUUCUGGUGCGACACCUGCUGCAUCGACAAAUGGAACAAGGCCGAGGUUGCUAGGACAAUCAACUCGAUGUUCGACUACUCUCGCGAUGCAGCGAAAUGCUACGUCUACCUACAGUGCGAUCAAACACGCAGCGUAGAAACUACCGAACAAUCAGCAGUCUUUAAUGAGGAGCAGCUCCGGCAGAAUGAAUGGUUUAAGAGAGGAUGGACGCUCCAGGAAUCAUUGCUUCCGGCG